AUGUUCAAGGCCUCUUGUGCGAAAACAAAUAUUCUCAACCUAAUUUAUUCUCCAUUUUCAAAUAUGGCAGAAGAGAAUGCCGAGCCAACCUACAGCUCCCUCGAGCCGACGGACAAGAGAAAAGGAGGAUUCACCGCCGCCAGCUUCAUUUUCGUGUUGCUGGCAUUGGACACCAUGGCAUUCGUCGCAAACAUGUGCAGCUUGGUGCUGUACUUUCUCUACAUGAUGCAUUUGGAUCUGGCGCACUCCGCCAACCUUCUCACAAACUUCAUGGGAUCAACUUACCUCCUCUCCCUUGUUGGAGGCUUCAUUUCGGACACAUACUUGAGCAGAUUCACAACCUGCCUGAUUUUUGGCGCAGUUGAAAUACUGGCUUUGGCGAUGACGACCGUUCAAGCUUACUCAAAGCAUUUGCACCCAAAAGAAACUUGCCUGACAAAGUGUGUCGAAGGCCGUAUCGCUGCCAUGCUCUAUGCUUCUCUGUGCUUGUUAGCACUGGGAACAGGCGGCGUGAGGGGAGCGCUUCCCGCACUUGGUGCUGAUCAGUUUAACAGGAAAGAGGAAGCAAAGUCACUCGCUACAUAUUUCAACUGGUUUAUGCUUAGUACUAUAGUUGGAUCAACUAUUGGUGUCACAGCCAUUGUGACUGUUAGCACCGAAGUAGCUUGGUACUGGGGAUUUUUUAUAUGCACGGUUGCACCCAUUAUCGGGUUUGCUGUUCUUACUAUGGGCAAGCCUUUCUACCGCCUCCAAAUCCCCGGUGACAGCCCCAUCAUUAGAGUCAUUCAGGUUAUCGUUGUAGCGAUAAAAAACAGACAUUUACCGCAGCCUGGGAGCUCUCAUCAGCUGUAUGAGAUCAGUGAAAAGGAAUCAAAUUAUAAUGAAGAAAAAAUUGCACAUACAGAUCAAUUCAGUUACCUAGACAAAGCUGCCAUACUUGGCAAAGACUCCAAGCCCCAACCAUGGAAAGUUUGCACAGUAACACAAGUGGAAGAAGUGAAGGUCCUAACAAGAAUGUUGCCAAUUCUCUUCAGCACCAUCAUCAUGAACACUUGUUUGGCUCAGCUCCAAACAUUUUCAGUCCAACAAGGAAACACCAUGGACCGCCACUUAGGCCGCAUUGAGGUUCCAGCGCCAUCAAUCCCCAUCAUCCCUCUCCUGUUCAUGUCCAUCCUCAUCCCGCUCUACGAGUUCUUCUUCGUCCCCUUCGCGCGAAAAAUCACAAAGCACCCAGCGGGUAUCACGCAGCUUCAGCGUGUCGGGGUUGGACUAGUCCUCUGCGCAAUCUCAAUGACAAUAGCCGGCAUAGUAGAAGUGAAGAGAAAGAACCAAGCCAACAAGGACGUCACAAAGCCGAUAUCCCUCUUCUGGCUUUCGUUCCAAUAUGGUAUUUUCGGCAUUGCUGACAUGUUUACCGUAGUAGGGUUACUUGAAUUCUUCUACAGGGAAGCUCCCACGGGCAUGAAGUCGCUCUCCACUUCAUUCACGUGGAUUUCGUUUUCUUUCGGGUACUUUUUGAGCUCGAUUUUCGUCGCAGUGAUCAAUGGUGUGACGCGAAGAAUUGCACCGAGCAAACUAGGAUGGCUGCAUGGAAAAGACCUAAACAAAAACAAUUUGCAUCUUUUUUACUAUUUUUUGGCAAUCCUUAGCUGCUUCAACUUUGUGAACUAUGUCUAUUGGGCUUCAUGGUACAAGUACAAAGCAGAUGAGGCAGAUUCUAAGCUGCAGCUUAGGGCUUUGAAUCAAACACCUCAGUCACAAUGA
Molecule: messenger RNA, 1764 nt
Organism: Pyrus x bretschneideri (Chinese white pear)
Lineage: Eukaryota; Viridiplantae; Streptophyta; Magnoliopsida; Rosales; Rosaceae
Product: protein NRT1/ PTR FAMILY 4.5-like
Exons: 6
Coding region: 1-1764 (587 amino acids)
Biological process (GO): transmembrane transport
Cellular component (GO): membrane
Molecular function (GO): transmembrane transporter activity
Source: RefSeq, a predicted model, not a curated record